Chlorocebus sabaeus (green monkey) is the source of this 1663-nucleotide messenger RNA. It is a transcript of the gene FKBP6, whose product is annotated as FKBP prolyl isomerase family member 6 (inactive). Gene Ontology annotation, molecular function: Hsp90 protein binding; peptidyl-prolyl cis-trans isomerase activity. NCBI's taxonomy places the organism in Eukaryota, Metazoa, Chordata, Mammalia, Primates, Cercopithecidae. Gene Ontology annotation, biological process: spermatogenesis; piRNA processing. Gene Ontology annotation, cellular component: cytoplasm. The record is from RefSeq and is a predicted model, not a curated record.
CCUCGCACCUCAUGGCGCGGCCUAUGUAGUUCCAGAGCUCGCGAGAGCCAGGGCCGUUGGCGGCAGUUGGAACGAAAUGAUGAGUGCCUUCUCAUGGCCCCAGAAUGGAAUGCCGCCAUCGGUAGGGUCUGCCGGGUAUAAAGGGGCCUUCGGAACCCCACCAAAGUCACAGCUAGGGAGGGCAGCGGGGCGCACCAGGCUGAAGGCUCACGGCACAGGGAGGGCAGCAAGGACAUGGGGGGAACCGCCUUAAACCAGGGAGUCCUGGAAGGGGACAACGCCCCCGGCCAGUCCCUGUACGAGCGGUUAAGUCAGAGGAUGUUGGACAUCUCGGGGGACCGGGGCGUGCUGAAGGAUGUCAUCCGAGAAGGAGCUGGAGACCUGGUGGCGCCUGAUGCUUCGGUGCUAGUGAAAUACUCUGGAUACCUGGAACACAUGGACAGACCCUUCGAUUCUAAUUACUUUAGGAAAACUCCUCGGCUAAUGAAACUUGGAGAGGAUAUUACACUGUGGGGCAUGGAGCUGGGUCUUCUGAGCAUGCGGAGAGGAGAGCUGGCCAGGUUUCUGUUCAAACCGAACUAUGCCUAUGGAACUUUGGGCUGCCCUCCCUUAAUCCCCCCAAACACCACUGUCCUGUUCGAGAUUGAGCUGCUUGACUUCCUAGACUCUGCUGAGUCGGACAAGUUUUGUGCUCUCUCAGCUGAGCAGCAAGACCAAUAUCCACUUCAGAAGGUCCUUAAAGUGGCAGCUACAGAACGGGAGUUUGGCAAUUACCUUUUCCGCCAGAAUCGUUUCUGUGAUGCCAAAGUGAGAUAUAAAAGGGCCUUGUUGCUUCUGCGCCGGCGAUCAGCACCCUCUGAAGAGCAGCACCUGGUGGAGGCCGCCAAGCUUCCUGUUCUCCUGAACCUGUCCUUUACAUACCUGAAGCUAGACCGACCCACCAUAGCCCUGCGCUAUGGAGAGCAGGCUUUGAUCAUUGACCAAAAGAAUGCCAAGGCCCUCUUCAGGUGUGGACAGGCUUGUCUUCUCCUGACUGAGUAUCAAAAGGCCCGGGAUUUUCUAGUUCGAGCCCAGAGGGAGCAACCCUUCAAUCACGACAUCAAUAACGAGCUGAAGAAACUGGCUAGCGAUUACAGGGACUAUGUGGAUAAAGAGAAAGAAAUGUGGCACCGCAUGUUCGCGCGCUGUGGCGAUGGUUCUACAGCCGGAGAAAGUUGAAGGUUCUUCACCUACCAGCGAGGGGAGAGAGCUGUGGUUCUCCAUCAUUGGGGGAGUGGAAGGGAGCUCCCCAGUGCCACCGUGGCAGCCACCUUCCUGGAGCAGGGCUUGGAAUGCCCCGUGGCCGCAUCUCUGACAGAUGCGGCUGAAAUGUGUUUUCACAGGUGCUGUUUUCUGUUUUCCGUGUUCAUAACACAGGAGAGGAGAGCAUAGCUACUGACAAGUAGAACACUGCUACUUUUUUAAGGCAGUUUCUUGUUUUUUUAGACGGAAAUAGUCUUUGGCUUCCCUCCCAGUCCCAGCCCCCCUUCCGGCUGCGAGUGUCCCCGGGUCAACACCAAUAGAGAUUGCUUUGUGUAUUUUGUAGGGUUCUCUGUUUUGAAGAGAGAAUUAUGUUACAAAUGUUUUUGUUGUCAAUAAAUAAAACACUUCCUUGUCCUUGCAA